AUGCCUUUCCCACAAUUUCCACACGUUCCGAAUAUUUGCCUUCAACCCGAAGUCCUGAUCUCCCUUAACAUCGUCGUCAGAUUCGGACUCACGAUGAACGGUCACGAGGCUCACGGUCAGGGCCAGUACCAGUACCAUAGAGACCCGCGUCUGCAACAGAACCAACAGCAAGUCACCAUAGGAUUAAAUCCAAAUCCCCACCAGAUACAUCAAUACACGUAACCUAUCUAUGUCAUGGCACCGAAUCCAAGUCCUGCUCCAGUCCCCCAGAUCCUCAAUUCGCGCAGGCUAGCUAUGGUAUGGGACUCAAUCUUGGUCCUCCAUGGAUACCUCAAGCCCCCAAUUUCCCUCACCUGUCUCAGCACUUGCAACCUAGCUAUGGCAUGGGAUACAAUUUCGGUCCUCCACAGAUGCCUCAAUAUCCACAACCUAGCUAUGGCAUGAGAUACGAUGUCGGUCCUCCACAGAUGCCUCAAUACCCGCAACCUAGCUAUGGUAUGGGCUACAAUGUCGGUCCGCCAUGGAUACCUCAAUACCCGCAACCUAGCUAUGGUAUGGGAUACAAUUUUGGCCCUCCACAGAUGCCUCAAUACCCGCAACAUGGUUAUGGCAUGGGAUGCAAUUCAAGUCCUGCUCAGUUCACUCAGUUCACUCAGUUCCCUCAGAUGCCUCAGUACCCAAAACCAAGCUAUGGCAUGGCACCACCUCUUAAUAAUCCGCCGGUUCAUCAGCAAGUUUCAAACAAUGGCCCUGUUGAUCGGAAACCUUCAAACAGUGACAAUGUUGAUCAGAAACCUUCAAACAGUGACAAUGUUGAUCAGAAACCUUCAAACAGUGGCCCUGUUGAUCAGCAGCCUUCAAACAGUGACUAUGUUGAUCAGAAACCUUCAAGCAGUGACAAUGUUGAUCAACAGCCUUCAAAUAAUCGGUCUGAUCGAGAAGAUAAUGGAACGAAGAAACGAAGGCAAGUCAUUUUGUUCCAUUCGUGCUCGAGUUUGUGUUUCGUUUUAAAUAUCACACCAAAGCAGUCCAUGGUAAAUACAUACCUCGAAAUGGCCACCGUUCUAUGUCGAGUGGCAUAUCAUAAUGUUGUGGCGGAAAUUGAGUUGGCUGUCUUGUGGACGCACGUUUCGUUGACCAAUUCCCGCCCUCCAACGACCCACCUCAAGUUUUAG
Molecule: messenger RNA, 1175 nt
Organism: Hymenoscyphus albidus
Lineage: Eukaryota; Fungi; Ascomycota; Leotiomycetes; Helotiales; Helotiaceae
Source: the annotation of a GenBank genome assembly